Messenger RNA from Siniperca chuatsi (mandarin fish), 1948 nucleotides. RefSeq names its product kelch domain-containing protein 1-like. Lineage: Eukaryota; Metazoa; Chordata; Actinopteri; Centrarchiformes; Sinipercidae. The record is from RefSeq and is a predicted model, not a curated record. The coding region runs from base 440 to 1654 and encodes 404 amino acids. Gene Ontology annotation, molecular function: protein binding. The transcript is spliced from 13 exons.
GUGUAAACUAAAAGUUGAAAAAAAAUAUGGAUGAACUUUUAGAAUUAUAAAGCAGAUAAACAAACAAGGCCAUGUGUCCCUACCCAGAUAUUAAAUUUAAUGGUUCCUACAUUUAAUAUUCUAAAGAUGUGUGCAACCCUAAAGGUGUUAAAUGAGUUCAAUUGGUUUCCCCCCCUGAGUGCACUGUGGAAGUGAACGUGCAUAACAACAGGGAUCAUGCGGAUGGGAGGAGUAAAUGAGGACUGCAAGCCUGUAAAACACGUUCCGUAAACCCUUUCUUCUCUCUGCAGCCGGAGCUAACGUUACAGCUCAGCUCUCUGUUUCCCGAGCCACCACAACAGUCCUGUGAGCAUCCCCCCGCCCCCCGGUAACCAUUUUAGUUGUUUUUAUUUGGGCGGUGAGUCGCGCUGCUCAGCAGAAUCAAGAGUCACUGUUUGGGAUGGAUGCUGCUGAGGGAAGCGCCCCGGUGAGCCGGCUGGAGAGGAGCAGCCACACGGCGUUCAUAGACGACAACACACUGUAUGUUUGGGGAGGUUACCAGGUGGCUGCUGGACAGGACAUCAUGUUGCCCAGUGAUGAGAUAUGGCUCUGUGAUUUAGACAGCGGGACGUGGGAGCGGAGGGACAUCGCUGGAGACAAACCCCCAGACUUAGCAGGCUUCUGUGGCUCUCACGUUAACGGCGUGCUCUACAUCUUUGCAGGAUGCGACCCCCUUGGAUACACAAACCAGAUGUUCAGCGUUGACCUCACAGAGCAGCGCUACUUGUGGAAGAGAGUGACCGAUACCAAGGGAACGACACCGUCACCGCGAAACAAACACUCCUGCUGGUUACACAGAGACAGAUUAAUCUACUUUGGUGGCUAUGGAUGUAAGACCAUAGGGGAGGUACGAAACACAUCAUCAACAAGCUUCAUCGUGGAAGAGAUGUCCUGGACAACAAUUGGAAACACGUUAUUUAGGUGCUGGGGCUGGAACAAUGAAGUCAAUGUGUUUGACACGCAUACUGCUACGUGGAGCACGCCAGAGACUCGGGGUCCUGCUCCCGCCCCCAGAGGAUGCCAUGCCAGUGCCCUUCUGGGGAACAAAGGUUACAUCUCUGGUGGCGUGGAAACGGCAGAGUUGGACAUGUUCUGCUUGGACCUGGAAACCUGGACCUGGACUCAAUUUAACAUCCCCCAGUCCUGUACGCCUCUGGGGCGCUCCAUGUUCACCAUGACGCCCAUAUCAGAUCACACCCUCUUCAUAUAUGGAGGUCUCGGCACAGACGGAAAUACUCUUAAUGAUGCAUGGCAGUUUAACACGCAAAAGAGAGUGUGGACCAAUUUGACACACCCACACAAGGACAAGCCCAGGGUGUGUCACACAGCGUGCCUGGGAAGUGACAACGAUGUUGUUGUGUUCGGGGGAAGCAGCAACAUGUGCAUCCUCAUGGACUCGGUGGCUGUUCUGAGGGCUCCAUCCCAACAUCACUGCAGAGACGUGUUCAUCUUUCAGACGCAGCCAUACUCCCUCUUCAGAUUGUGUGAGGACCUCAUAGGAAGAAAGCCGGAGCUGUUUGGGAAGCAGCUGAACUGGCUGCCAUCAAAGCUACGCAGCAAAAUUGACAAGCGAGUGGCCUUUUUCUCUGCUAUGACGCCAGUUCUUACAGCUUGAAGAGAACUUUUUUUUUUUUUUUUUUUCUCUUUGUGACAAGUUUCUGAGCCAGUCACUUUAUUACAAAAAUGUGUUUUCAUUCUUGUCAGGAAUGUGUGAUUUUUGUUUAAUGAUUUAAAAAAAAAAACAACAAAAAAACAUGGUGCUAAAGUUCAUUGUUUUUAACGUAAACAAUAUGUAAAUCAAGUUUUUGCCUUAUUUUAAACAGCCACUUUAGAUUAUGUAAACUUUUACUCUAUAUAUAGUGACUUUGAUUAUGUGCAAUCUGUUUUUGAAUAAAGGUAUUGAUGUAUA